Molecule: messenger RNA, 795 nt
Organism: Emericellopsis cladophorae
Lineage: Eukaryota; Fungi; Ascomycota; Sordariomycetes; Hypocreales; Bionectriaceae
Exons: 2
Coding region: 1-795 (264 amino acids)
Source: RefSeq, a predicted model, not a curated record
AUGCCUGGCAUUCCCCCCGGUGCUCUCGACAACAUUGUCGGCAAGCUCAAGGCUGUCUUCAAGAAGAAGAAGUCUGGCGAGCCUGCGCAGCCCACCCAAUCCAAGCCGGCCGCCGACGCGACGCAGCCCGCGACCACCGAGGCCAAGCCUCUCGAGGCUGCCACAAACGCGGUCCCUGACGACAAGAACACCACGACCGCCGCUGGCCUCAUGCCUCCUGCCGAUCCCACCGCAGACCCCAACGCCACCAAGCCUCCUGUAGAGGAGCCCAAGGCCACAGACGCUGCCACCGCUGCUACACACGCUGUUCCUAAGGAUCCCGCUGUGACCACGGCGGCUGGCCUCGCGCCCGCUGCUGAUCCCACUGCCGACCCCAACGCCACCAAGUCUGCUGUCGAGGAGCCCAAGGCCACAGACGCUGCCACUGCUGCUACACACGCUGUUCCCAAGGAUCCCGCUGUGACCACGGCGGCUGGUCUCGUACCUCCUGCUCCUGCUGCCGCUGCUGGUAAGUUUGCUAUCAUGGAUGGACAACUCAACCUGACCAUGCUAGCUGAUCCCGCCCCUGCUGCGCCUGCUGCCGCAGAGCCCAAGAAGGAAGAGGCUGCUCCUACCGAGCUUCCUACCGAGACCAAGGAGACUCCCGCUGCCCCAGCCGUUGCAGAGCUGCCUGCCAAGGAGGCCCCUGCUACUGAGCUGCCCGCCGAUACCAAGGAGGCCCCUGCGGCUCCCGCGGCCGAGCUGCCUACCGAGGAGGAGAAGACGACUCCUGCCGCGCCGGCUGCGACUGCUUAA